AUGUUCCGCUGCAUCCUGAACAACCCCAAGAAAGCCACCGGGAACAGUGUCGUCGACGUCACCGCCGGCCGCAACACGAGGCCGCGAGGUGGAUUCAGCUUCGACUUCGAGCAGUACAUGUCUGCCAACGGCAAGGCUGUGAACGAAGCGCUGGACCGCGCCUUGCCUGUUUGCCAGCCCGAGCGCCUCAACGAGUCCAUGCGCUACUCCGUCCUCGCUGGCGGCAAGCGUGUGCGCCCCAUCCUCGCCAUCGCCGCGUGCGAGCUCGUCGGCGGCUCCGCGGCCGCGGCCACCCCCGUCGCCUGCGCCGUGGAGAUGGUCCACACCAUGUCGCUCAUCCACGACGACAUGCCGUGCAUGGACGACGACGCCCUUCGCCGCGGCCGCCCGGCCAACCACGUCGCCUUCGGCGAGGACACCGCGCUGCUCUCGGGCGACGCGCUCCUCGCUCUGGCGUUUGGGCACCUUGCCCGCGGCUGCGCGGACCUGGGUGUUGUCCCCGCGGAGCGCGCGCUUCGGGCCGUGGCCGAGCUCGGGAACGCCGCGGGUGCCGGGGGCGUGGCCGCCGGACAGGUCGCCGACAAGGCGUCCGAGGGCAAGCCCGUGAGCCUCGCCAUGCUGGAGUAUAUCCACCUACAUAAAACCGCGCGGCUCAUCGAGGCCGCAGCCGUGUGCGGCGCCAUUGUUGGUGGAGGUACGGACGGCCAGAUUGAGAGUGUCCGGCGGUACGCGCGCUCCGUCGGCCUCCUCUUCCAGGUGGUGGACGACGUGCUGGACGUGACGCGCACGUCGGAGCAGCUCGGGAAGACGGCGGGUAAGGACCAGGCAGCCGACAAGGCCACGUACCCGAAGCUUCUGGGCGUCGAGCAGGCGCAGGCCUACAUGGCCGAGCUCCUGGCGAUGGCCGAGGCGGAGCUCCAGGGGUUCGACGCCGAGCGCGCCGCGCCGCUACACCAUCUGGCAAGGUUCAUUGCCUACAGGCAGAACUGA
Messenger RNA from Lolium rigidum, 990 nucleotides. RefSeq names its product geranylgeranyl pyrophosphate synthase, chloroplastic-like. NCBI's taxonomy places the organism in Eukaryota, Viridiplantae, Streptophyta, Magnoliopsida, Poales, Poaceae. Gene Ontology annotation, biological process: isoprenoid biosynthetic process. The transcript has a single exon. Gene Ontology annotation, molecular function: prenyltransferase activity. The coding region runs from base 1 to 990 and encodes 329 amino acids. The record is from RefSeq and is a predicted model, not a curated record.